Daphnia pulicaria is the source of this 1929-nucleotide messenger RNA. RefSeq names its product carbonic anhydrase 2-like. The record is from RefSeq and is a predicted model, not a curated record. NCBI's taxonomy places the organism in Eukaryota, Metazoa, Arthropoda, Branchiopoda, Diplostraca, Daphniidae. The transcript is spliced from 8 exons. Gene Ontology annotation, cellular component: plasma membrane. The coding region runs from base 264 to 1643 and encodes 459 amino acids. Gene Ontology annotation, molecular function: carbonate dehydratase activity; zinc ion binding.
UGUAUCUUCAAUUGCAAAUGAAAGUAUACCGAAUGGAGGGCUCCUAGUCUGGUUGAUUCGGGCGUUGGACAUCGACGAGGAAGCUUCUCCCACGCAGCCAGGAAGCUUCUGUGCACAUAUUUUACAUUCAGAUUUAUCGUUUUGCCAUUGUUCAACGAUAGCGUGAAGAGUGAAACGUCGCUUCUAUACCAACGGCAGAUCAAAACUUUCCAAGAAUUUUCUUUUGAGCGGACACGACCUUCUCUUUUGUUCAAUUUUCAGGAAUGUUGGCUGUAUUCUCGGUGUCGAGACCGAACGCGAUCCUUGCCAUUGUCGUCGUCUUUUUGGGACUAUUGGCACCCACCAAAUGUUUCCCCAUCAUCGGAGAGCCUUUCGUACCACCGGAAUUCUUACCUACAACAGCCAGGGCGAAUCCGGCCAUUCCGGAAGCGAUUCCGUACACCAGGAUUCCUUACACUCCGUCAACAGCGGCUCCAAAAGAAAAUGCUUAUCCAUCACCGUCGACUUAUUCCUAUACUUUGCAACCGGAAUCGACAACAACGGCACUAUCAUCAAGAACAGCUGCGGAGAAAAUCCAGUCGACAGUAGCAACUACAACAAGUAGUACCGACGCUCCUGAAUUGGCAGCCACAUCCGCGAUCACAACCAGUUCUAUUAUUCCGUCGGACGUGCCAACUUCGCCACCAGCGAACGCGGGACAAGUUGACGACUCGGCGUUUGAACACUUUAGUUUGAAACCCCAUCAAGCCAAACCUUUGUGGACUCAUAAAGACUCCGUGGGUUGGCACAGCAAAUUCCCGACGUGCGGUGGCAGUCAGCAAUCUCCGAUCGACAUCCAGCCGAAAUCGACCGUCCUGACAGCUUACCCGAAAUUUACAUUCCACAAUUAUGGAAACCUCAUUAGCAUGGAGUUGAUCAACAACGGACAUAGCGCCGUGUACAAUUUACCGCCCGACUAUCCCACGGAAGAAAUGCCUCACAUAACCGGCGGCGGUUUGGAUGACACGUUCGCCUUCGUUCAGUUUCACCUGCACUGGGGAAGUGAAUCGAGUAAAGGCAGCGAACAUUUGAUCAAAUCAAAAGGUUAUCCCGGGGAACUGCAUUUGGUUCAUUUCAACACCAAGUACGGAUCGUUCGCCGAAGCCAGUCAACACUCUGACGGUGUGGCCGUCUUGGGUAUUUUUCUCAAGGUGGGCCCGAGUGAUAGCCAAUCGUUUCAGCCUCUGGUUGAGCAACUGGGUGAAAUCUCCAAGGAUGGUGAUGAAACGGUUUUGAGAAAACCGGUGGCGUUGAACGACAUUUUACCCGGGCGGACUUCGUCGUUUUAUCGGUACAGCGGCUCGUUGACUACGCCAAACUGUCAGCAAAUUGUCAUCUGGACCAUUUUCGACAAUCCGAUUGAAAUAUCAGAAAAGCAGUUGGACAAAUUCAGGUCCCUGCAAGGUGACGACGGAUUCAAUAUGGUCAACAACUUCCGUCCGACAUUGCCCGUGAACGGACGCACCGUUUUCUACCGAUCUUUCACUGGCUGCGAAAUCUCCCGAUCCUGGCCCAUCACCUCAUCUCCGUUUUCAGAAGCUUACAAGUGGAGCAAGUGCUUGAUGGGCUUCGCUUACAAGUCGGUAGCCCCAUCGUUGUUAUAACAUCAUCUAAGGCUUCUCAAACGUCAUUCAAAACAUUACAAUUGUGUCAUCGCUAGCGAAUGAAAUCGAUCCCGUGCAGCCAGUUCUCCUAUUGCAGCGUCCUGUAAUUUAUGCCAACCCAUCCAACUUGACAAAAAUAAUCUCAAUCUCUCUUUUAUUCUGUUUUUUCUUUCUUUAUUGUCACCUUUGUCAAUACCCGCGUGCUAUACUGAACAUAUUAUUUGGUGUGGUUGAUUGUCUGCAUGUAAUUACCUCGCUGAAAAUAAAUACACCUGUAACAAAUGUA